AUGUUUUGAUUUUGAGGUUAUGGCUCGUGCUGAAAUUUAGCUAUUUGUAUUAUAAAAAAUAGUUACCGUUGUUAUUAUACUAAUCGGAAUUUCUAUACCGAUAUACAAUGUCGCGUAGACCAGAGUUUCAGGCGCCACCUGAGAUUUUUUACAAUGAAGAAGAAGCAAGAAAAUAUACACAAAACUCUCGAAUCAUCGACAUUCAAGCUCAGAUGACAGAAAGAUGUUUGGAGCUGCUGUUGUUACCUGAAGAUACUCCCUGCUUGCUCUUAGAUAUUGGCUGUGGGUCAGGGCUCUCUGGAUCAGUAUUGGAGGAAAAUGGUCAUAUGUGGAUUGGAAUGGACAUCUCAAAUUCUAUGCUUGAGGUAGCACUGGAGCGAGAGACAGAAGGUGACUUAGUCCUAAGUGACAUGGGAGAGGGAGUCCCAUUCCGAGCUGGUUGCUUCGACGGGGCAGUGUCCGUGUCAGCUAUCCAGUGGUUGUUCAAUGCAGACAAGAAGUCCCACCAGCCUGUGAAGAGGCUCUACAAAUUCUUUAGCACAUUAUAUGCUUCACUGUCUAGAUCAGCAAGAGCAGUAUUUCAGUUCUACCCUCAGAAUGAGACUCAGCUAGAACUCCUCACAUCCCAAGCUAUGAAGGCAGGCUUCUAUGGGGGUGUGGUCAUAGAUUACCCAAACUCUACUAAAGCCAAGAAGUUCUUCUUGGUGCUUAUGACUGGAGGGUCAGCACCACUCCCUAAAGCUUUAGGAACUGAGGAAGAAAAUAGUCUGCAAGUAAAAUAUGCCAGGAGAGAAGCUGGCAGGAAUGCAAGAGGCAAACCUCUAAAGAAUACCAAAGCUUGGCUUCUAGAGAAGAAGGAGAGGAGGCGGCAGCAGGGCAAGGAGACCAAACCCGACACCAAGUACACUGGCAGGAAAAGAAGUGGAAGAUUCUGAUAAAUAUUUAUUUAUACUUAAGAUUUACAAUAUUAAUUAAGAAAUAAAAAAUGUAAAUUAAA
This is a messenger RNA of Leguminivora glycinivorella, 997 nucleotides long. RefSeq names its product probable 18S rRNA (guanine-N(7))-methyltransferase. Lineage: Eukaryota; Metazoa; Arthropoda; Insecta; Lepidoptera; Tortricidae. Gene Ontology annotation, biological process: rRNA (guanine-N7)-methylation. The record is from RefSeq and is a predicted model, not a curated record. The transcript is spliced from 6 exons. Gene Ontology annotation, cellular component: nucleolus. Gene Ontology annotation, molecular function: rRNA (guanine) methyltransferase activity. The coding region runs from base 108 to 935 and encodes 275 amino acids.